AUGUCAGACACAACACAGAACAACACGAACAGCGGCCCAGAACCAUCGUCGGUGCCGUUGGCCACAUCGUACCCCACCCAAAAAGACCAAACGUAUCUCUUUGCCAACUCUUGCGAUUUGGAGAUCUACUGUUCGCCGUUUGGGGUGAGUGCCCUUUAUAUCAACAUCAAAAACUCGGGGAUCGUUGGUAUUGGCAGCACCAUGGGGAGAAUAACCGGUCAAACCAAGGGGAAGGUGUACUAUAACAAUGGUGAGGAUUUCAAGCGAAAGAAGUUCAAGAUCCACGGGAUUGUCGAUAAGAAUAACAUGCUCAGAAUAGAUUUCUUUCGUAUUUUCAAGAACGAAGGGAAAGUGGAUCGUUUGACUAACGAGACUGUGAAGAAUAAUAACGGAUAUGAUCGUGACAUAUCCGUGUCUCCUGUGGGAGGAGAUGCUGACUCUAUCAAAAGAGAAGAUGGCAAUAAUAAUAAUGAUAAUAAUGAUAAUAAUGAUAAUAAUAACAAUAAUAAUAAUAAUAAUAAUAAUAAUAAUAAUAAUAAUAAUAAUAAUAAUAUCAAUAAUACUACUAAUAAUGAUGGAGGAAAUAGUGAAAAUAUAGGCGGUGGUAAUAAUAAUGAUGAAGAUAACAAUAAUCGUGAUGAUAUCGAAGUCGAGGUUCCCGAUAUCAUUUUCCAAGGACCAUGUCCAAGUUGCAGGCCUGAAAAAGUUGAUCCGUUCAUUGGGGUGUUUAGUUUUGAGACCGAAGAUUGA
Messenger RNA from Saccharomycopsis crataegensis, 750 nucleotides. RefSeq lists its product as uncharacterized. The record is from RefSeq and is a predicted model, not a curated record. Bases 1 to 750 code for a protein of 249 amino acids. The transcript has a single exon. NCBI's taxonomy places the organism in Eukaryota, Fungi, Ascomycota, Saccharomycetes, Ascoideales, Saccharomycopsidaceae.